CGCCCUCCACUGGCCGCUCUGCCGUCCAGGCUCCUCCGACUCGCUGCCCAGCCCGCCGCGAUGCGCUGUGGCCGGCGGUCCGGGCCACGCGCGCCUGCCCUGGCCCUGGCGGUGACCUUGGCGCUGUGGGCCACCCUGGAGUCCGCGUCCGCAGCCUCCUUCUUCGGGGAGAGCCACCUGGAGGUGCCCGUGGCCGCGGCUCUGACCCACGUAGACCUCCGGCUGCAGUUCUCCACCACCCAACCCGAAGGCCUGCUUCUCCUGGCCGCGGGCCCCACAGACCACCUCCUCCUGCAGCUCUUCUCCGGACGCCUGCAGGUCAGACUGGUCCUGGGCCAGGAGGAGGUGGCACUGCGAACACCUGCAGAGACGGCCCUGAGUGACUCGGCCCUGCACAGCGUGGAGCUGAGCCUGGCCGACAACUGGGCCGUGCUGUCCGUCGACGGGGUCCUGAACACCUCCGCCCCGGCCCCGGCAGCCCCCUUAGAGGUCCCCUAUGGGGUCUUCGUGGGGGGCACAGGGAACCUGGACUUGGCCUACCUGAGGGCAAUCAGCCGACCCCUGAGGGGCUGCAUCCACGCGGCCACCCUCAACGGGCGCAACCUCCUGCGGCCGCUGAACCCGGGCGUGCUGGAGGGCUGCGCCGAAGAGUUUUCUGCCGGGGACGACGUGGCCUUGGGCUUCUCGGGACCCCACUCCCUGGCUGCCUUCCCUGCCUGGGGCACCCGGGACGAGGGCACCCUGGAGUUCACGCUCGUCACACGCAGCCAGCAGGCGCCCCUGGCCUUCCAGGCGGGCGGCCGGCAGGGGGACUUCAUCUACGUGGACGUGUUCAAGGGCCACCUGCGGGCCGUGGUGGAGAAGGGCCAGGGCACCGUCCUGCUGCACAACAGCGUGCCCGUGGCCGACGGGCAGCCCCACGAGGUCAGCGUCCACGUGGACACGCACCAGCUGGAAAUCUCAGUGGACCAGUACCCCACGCGCACCUCCAACCGCGGCGUCCCCAGCUACCUGGAGCCCCAAGGCAGCCUGCUCCUGGGCGGGCUGGACGCCGAGGCCACGCGCCACCUGCAGGAGCACCGCCUGGGCCUGGCCCCCGAGGCGCUCCAGCUGUCCCUGCUGGGCUGCCUGGAGGACCUGAGCGUCAACGGCCGCCGGCUGGGACUGCGGGAGGCCGUGCUGACCCGGGGCAUGGCGGCCGGCUGCAGGCUGGAGGAAGAGGAGUACGAGGAAGACGCCUACGGCCCCUACGAGGCCUUCUCCACGCUGGCGCCCGACGUCUGGGAGGUCAUGGAGCUGCCCGAGCCCUGCGCGCCGGAGCCGGGGCUGCCCCCGGUCUUCGCCAAUUUCACCCAGCUGCUGACCAUCAGCCCGCUGGUGGUGGCCGAGGGGGGCACCGCCUGGCUCGAGUGGCGCCACGUGCAGCCCACCCUGGACCUGAGCCUGGCCGAGCUGCGCAAGUCCCAGGUGCUGUUCAGCGUGAGCGGCGGGGCCCGCCACGGGCAGCUGGAGCUGGACAUUCCCGGGGCGCAGGCGCGGAAGAUGUUCACCCUCCUGGACGUGGUGAACCGCAAGGCGCGCUUCGUCCACGACGGCUCCGAGGACACCAGCGACCAGCUGGUGCUGGAGGUGUCCGUCACCGCCCGGGGGCCCGUGCCGUCCUGCCUGCGCAAGGGCCAGACCUACCUGCUGCCCAUCCAGGUCAGCCCGGUCAACGACCCACCCCGCGUCGUCUUCCCCAACGGCAACCUCAUGGUCAUCCUGGAGCACACGCAGAAGCCGCUGGGGCCCGAGAUCUUCCAGGCCUACGACCCCGACUCGGCCUGUGAGGGGCUCACCUUCCAGUUCCUGGGCGCCCCCGCCGGCCUGCCCGUGGAGCGCCGUGACCAGCCGGGGCAGCCGGCCACCGAGUUCUCCUGCCGGGAGCUGCAGGCGGGCGGCCUGGUGUACGUGCACCGGGGUGGGCCGGCCCAGGACCUGACGUUCCGGGUCAGCGACGGGCUGCUGGCCAGCGCCCCGGCCACGCUGAAGGUGGUGGCCGUCCGGCCGGCCAUCCAGGCGCUGCAGAACACGGGGCUGUGGGUGGAGCAGGGCUCCGCCGCCCCCAUCCUGCCCGCCAACCUGUCGGUGGAGACCAACGCGGUGGGCCAGCAGGUCAGCGUGCUGUUCCGGCUCACCAGCCCGCCCCGGCUCGGGGAGCUGCAGAAGCAAGGCGCCGGCGGGGCCGAGGGCGCCGAGUGGCGGCCCGCGCAGGCCUUCCACCAGCACGACGUGGAGCAGGGCCGCGUGAGGUACCUGAGCACCGACCCGCAGCACCACGCGCAGGACCCGCGGGAGGAGCUGGGGCUGGAGGUGCAGGUGGGCCAGGAGGUGCUCCGCAACCUGACCUUCCCGGUGCACGUGCGCCGGGCCACGGUGACGCUGCUGCGGCUGGAGCCGCUGCUCGCGCGGAGCACCCAGCAGGAGCCCCUCACCGCGGCGCACCUGGAGGCCAGCCUGGAGGAGGGCGCGGCCGGCCCGGCGCCGGCCAGCUUCCACUACGAGGUGGUGCAGGCCCCGCGCAAGGGCAACCUGCGGCUGCGGGGCGCGCGGCUGUCGGACGGGCAGGGCUUCAGCCAGGACGACGUGCGCGCCGGGCGGGUGACCUACGCGGCCACGGCGCGCGCGGCGCAGGCGGCCGAGGACACGUUCCGCUUCCGCGUCACGGCGCCGCCGGGCCGCUUCUCGCCGCUCUACACGUUCCGCGUGCGCAUCGGCGGCGACCCCGACGCGCCGGUGCUCACCAACGCGCUCCUGGCCGUGCCCGAGGGCGGCCAGGCCGUGCUCUCGGCCGACCACCUCUUCGUGGAGAGCCGCAGCAGCGCCAGCUACGUGUACGAGGUGAUGGAGCAGCCGCGCCACGGGCGCCUGGCGUGGCGCGGGGCGCAGGGGGCCGCGCCGGUCCGCGCCUUCACCAACGACGACCUGCUGCACGGCCGGCUGCUCUACCUGCACGACGACUCGGAGACCACGGAGGACGACAUCCCCUUCGUGGCCACGCGGCAGGGCGAGGGCAGCGGCGGCCUGGCCUGGGAGGAGGUGCGCGGCGUGGUGCGCGUGGCCGUGCAGCCCGUCAACGACCACGCGCCCGUGCAGACCGUCAGCCGCGCGCUGCGCGUGGCGCGCGGCGGCCGGCGGCUGCUCACCACCGAGCACGUGGCCUUCAGCGACGCCGACGCGGGCUUCGCCGACGCGCAGCUGGUGCUGACCCGCAAGGACCUGCUGUUCGGCAGCGUCGUGGCGGCCGACGAGCCCUCGCGGCCCCUCUACCGCUUCACCCAGGACGACCUGCGGCGGCGGCGCGUCCUGUUCGUGCACUCGGGCGCCGACCGCGGCUGGAUCCAGCUGCAGGUGUCGGACGGCCGGCACCAGGCCACGGCGCAGGUGGAGGUGCAGGCCUCCGAGCCCUACCUGCGGGUGGCCAACGGCUCCCGCCUCGUGGUGCCCCAGGGGGGCCGGGGGGCCAUCGACACGGACGUGCUGCCGUUGGAUACCAACCUGGACAUCCGCAGCGGGGACGAGGUCCGCUUCCGGCUCACCGGCGGCCCACGCUGGGGCCAGCUGCUCCGGGAGGACCAGCCCGUCGCGGCCUUCACCCUGCAGGACCUGAAGGCCGGGGCCCUCGUGUACAGCCACAACGGCAGCCUCAGCGCCCGGGACAGCCUGGCCUUCUCCGUGGAGGCGGGGCCCCUGCAGGCCGAGGCCAGCCUGCAGGUGACGGUCACUCUGGAGGGGCCGCUGGCCCCACUGCGCCUGGUGCAGCACAAGAAAAUCUACGUCUUCCAGGGCGAGGCCGCGGAGAUCAGAAGGGACCAGCUGGAGGCAGCCCAGGAGGCCGUGGUGCCUGCGGACAUCGUGUUCACGGUGACGCGUCCCCCUCGCGCUGGCUCGCUGGUGCUGCUGUCUCACGGCCCAGCAGCGGCCGAGCCGCCCAGCCUGGAGCCCGUGCAGAGCUUCUCCCAGGAGGCAGUGAACGGAGGCCGGGUCCUGUACCUGCAUUCGGGACCGCCGACCUGGGGUGACACCUUCUCCCUGGAUGUGACCUCGGGAUUGGGGGCCCCGCUGGAGGACAUCCGUGUGGAGCUGGAGGUGCUGCCGGCUGACAUCCCCUUGGAGGUGCAGAACUUCAGCGUCCCUGAGGGCGGCACCCGCACCCUGGCGCCCCCGCUGCUCCGGGUGGCCGGGCCCUACUUCCCCACCAUGCCGGGGCUGGAGCUGCAGGUGCUGGAGGGGCCCCAGCACGGGGUCCUGCGGAGAGAGGAUGGCCCUGCCCACGGGACCCUCAGCACCUUCUCCUGGGCAGAGGUGGAGCAGCAGCUGGUCCGCUAUGUGCACGACGGCAGCGAGACGUGGGCAGACAGCUUUGUCCUCGUGGCCAACGCCUCGCAGAUGGACCGCCAGAGCCGCCCGGUCACUGUGGCCAUCACCGUCCUCCCCGUCAACGACCAGCCCCCCGUCCUCAUCGUGAACACGGGCCUGCAGGUGUGGGAAGGGGCCACUGUGCCCAUCCCCCCAGAGGCCCUCCAGGCCACGGAUGAGGACUCGGGCCCUGAGGACUUGGUCUACACCGUGGAGCAGGUCAGCAGUGGGCAGGUGGCACUGCGCUCAGAGCCGGGCACGGCCGUGAGCAGCUUCACGCAAGCCCAGCUGAAUGCAGGGCAGGUGCUGUUCUCACACAGAGGAGCACUGGACGGCGGCUUCCGCUUCAGCCUCUCUGACGGUGAGCACGCGUCUCCGGGACACGUCUUCCGCGUGGCGGCUCAGAGGCAGCUGGUCCUCUCGCUGGACGGUAGCCGGACGCUGAGCGUGUGCCCAGGGUCCGUCCAGCCGCUCGGCAGCCAGAACCUACAGGCCAGGUCCAGCGGCCACACGGACGCCCGCCUCCUGCUGUACCACGUGCUGCGGGGGCCCCAGCUGGGCCGGCUACUGCACGCCCAGCAGGCCAGCGCCGAGGAGUCCCUGGGGAACUUCACUCAGGCCGAGGUCUCCAGCGGGCAAAUCCUCUACGAGCACGUGAUGCCCCCCGAGCCCUUCUGGGAGGCCCAGGACACCGUGGAACUGCGGCUGUCCUCGCCACCCGCCCCCGACCUGGACGCCACCCUCACCGUGACCGUGUCCUUUGAGGCCGCGUGUCCCCAGCGCCCCAGCCGCCUCUGGAAGAACCAAGGUCUCUGGGUCCCCGAAGGCCAGCGCGCCGAGAUCACCGUGGCCGCGCUGGACGCCUCCAACUUCCUGGGCAGCGUGCCGGCCCCGCGGCGCGCCGAGCACGACGUCCUCUUCCAGGUCACGCAGUUCCCCGUGCGGGGGCAGCUGCUGCUGUCCGGGGAGCCCCUCCACGCCGGGCGCGCCCACUUCCUGCAGUCGGCGCUGGCCGCGGGGCAGCUGGCCUACGCGCACGGCGGCGGCGGCACGCAGCCCGACGGCUUCCGCUUCCGCGCGCACCUGCGGGGCCCCGCGGGGACCCCCGCGGCGGGGCCGCAGACCUCCGAGGCCUUCGCCGUCACCGUCACCGUCGCCGUGCGCGACGACGGGAGCGCGCCCGGGCCGUGGGCCUCGACGCCGCUGCGGCUGCCGCGGGGCUCCCGCGCGCCCGUGUCCCGCGCGCAGCUGAGCGCGCCGGACCCCGACGCGGCGCCCGCGGAGAUCCAGUACGAGGUGCGGCGCGCGCCCCCGCACGGCUUCCUGAGCCUGGUGGGCGCGGGCGCGGGGCCCGUGCGCCGCUUCACGCAGGCCGACGUGGACGCGGGCCGGCUGCUGUUCACGGCCAACGGCAGCAGCGUGCCGGGCGCCUUCCAGCUGAGCGUGUCCGACGGCGCGGGCCCGCCGCGGCCCGUCACGCUGGCCGUGGACGUGCUGCCCGCGGGCAUCGAGGUGCAGCUGCGCGCCCCGCUGGAGGUGCCGCAGGCGCUCGGCCGCCGCGCGCUGAGCCGCCAGCAGCUGCGGGUGGUGUCGGACCGCGAGGAGCCGGACGCCGAGUACCGCCUGGCCCAGGCGCCGCGCUUCGGGCGCCUGCUGGUGGCCGGGCAGCCGGCCGCCGCCUUCAGCCAGCGCCAGGUGGAGCAGGGCCAGGUGGUCUUCGCCUUCACCGACCUCUCCUCCCCGCGCGACCGCUUCCGCGUGGAGGCGCGCGCGCGCGGCGCCAACGCCUCGGCCACGGUGAACGUCACCGUCGCGGCGCUGCUGCGCGUGGGCGCCGGCGGGCCGUGGCCGCAGGGCGCCACGCUGCGCCUGGACCCGUCCGUGCUGGACGCGGGCGAGCUGGCCAACCGCACGGGCAGCGUGCCCCGCUUCCGGCUGCUGGCGGGGCCCCGGCGCGGCCGCCUGGUGCGCGUGCCGCGGGCCGGCGCGGAGCGGGUGGAGCAGUUCACGCAGCGGGACCUGGAGGACGGGCGGCUGGGGCUGGAGCUGGCCGCGCCCGAGCCCGGGGCGGCCGGGCCCGCCGGCGACAGCCUCACGCUGGAGCUGUGGGCGCGGGGCGUGCCGCCCGCCGUGGCCUCGCUGCCCUUCACCACGGAGCCCUACGACGCCGGCCGCGCCUACCGCGUGGCCCUGCUCCGCCUCCCCGCGCCGGCCCGGGCGGACGCGGGCCAGCCCACGGGCGGGCCGCGCCCGGCCGCCUCCAGCCCGGCGCCCACGGCGGCCAGGGGCGGCCUCCUGGGCUUCCUGGAGGCCAACAUGUUCAGCGUCAUCAUCCCCGUGAGCCUGGUCCUGCUGCUGCUGGCGCUCGUCCUGCCGCUGCUCUUCUACCUCCGCAAACGCAACAAGACGGGCAAACACGACGUCCAGGUGCUGGCGGCCAAGCCCCGCAACGGCCUGGCCGGCGACGCCGAGACCUUCCGCAAGGUGGAGCCGGGCCAGGCCAUCCCGCUCACGGCCGUGCCCGGCCAGGGCGCCCCGCCGGGGACCCAGCCCGACCCCGAGCUGCUGCAGUUCUGCCGGACACCCAACCCUGCCCUCAAGAACGGCCAGUACUGGGUGUGAGGCCUGGCCGGGGCCCAGACGCUGACGGGGCGGGGACAGGCCAGCUCAGGGCCCGGCCCACGCGCCCCUGACCCGGUGCUGCCCCGUGUCGAGCGCCCCUG
Molecule: messenger RNA, 7121 nt
Organism: Sorex fumeus (smoky shrew)
Lineage: Eukaryota; Metazoa; Chordata; Mammalia; Eulipotyphla; Soricidae
Gene: CSPG4
Product: chondroitin sulfate proteoglycan 4
Exons: 10
Coding region: 61-7020 (2319 amino acids)
Source: RefSeq, a predicted model, not a curated record